AUGGCCAGCAAUGUUACUGCAAGUAAUUCAGAACUAGCGCCAUGGAGCGAGCCAGCCUGGCACCACGCGCUAAAAUCUCCUUACUACAAUGACUCCCACCGCCGCCUGCGCGAUUACAUGCGGGCGUACUACGAUGAAAAGAUCAUGCCCUUUGCGCUCGAAUGGGAAGAAUCCGGCGGAGCACCCCGUCAUGCAGCCCAUGAUUAUGUCGCGACAGGGCUCCCUUUCGCCGACGUGCCGGCCGAGUAUCGGCCAUCUCACAUUCCCGGCCCAGCCGGGAUUCCGGCCAGGGACCUGGAUACUUUCCACCUGCUCGUAAUGACUGAUGAGUCGGCACGCGUCGAAGGCGGCGUGGGCAUAUCACUGGCCGGCGCCUCCGUCAUUGCAAUCCCACCGGUAAUCAAAUGGGGCACUGAGGAACAGAAGAGGAAAUGGUUACCGGGUCUGUUCGACUGCUUCACGUCGUUCUGCCUGGGUGUUACGGAGCCAUCAGGUGGCUCUGAUGUUAGCAACAUCCAGACGACUGCGAAGAAGACGCCAGAUGGGAAGUACUAUGUCGUAAAUGGGUACAAAAAGUGGAUUUCCGGCACGCCAUGGGCAACCCACAUGACGACAGCUGUGAGGACGGGCGGCCCUGGCAUGGGUGGCAUCUCUGUGUUGGUGAUCCCAACCGACUCGCCUGGUUUCUCUCAUCGCAGAAUUGAGAAUAGCGGGCAAAAGGCUGGUGGUGCAUCAUGGAUUGAACUGGAUGAUGUGAAGGUCCCUGUUGAAAAUCUCGUUGGGGGCGAGAACGACGGGUUCAAAAUCAUCAUGACCAAUUUCAACAAAGAGCGGUACCUGAUGGCGGUGGGGUGCAACCGGAAAGCCAGAACAUGCUUGUCGCACUCGCUGGCGUACGCACACAAGCGCUCAACGUUUGGCAAGCCGCUCAUCGGCCAUCAAAUCAUCCGCCACAAGAUCUCGAACAUUGCCCAGGAGGUGGAGAGCCACUGGGCAUGGUUGGAGCAGCUGGCAUACCAUGUUCAACACUCGGAGAAGAAGUUUGACGAUGCAGAGAUUGCGGGCAGAAUAGCCCUGGCCAAAGUUCAGGGCGGGCGACUCUUGGAAAUGGCGAACAGGGAAGCGCAGCAAAUCUUCGGCGGAGCUGGUUACCAGAAGGGCGGGGUUGGUGCAACGGUGGAACAGAUUAGUCGGGACCUGAGGAUGAUGGUUGUUGGAGGCGGCAGCGAGGAGAUUCUCUCGGAUCUGGCGGUUCGGCAAGAAACUGCCGUGGCCAGGAAAAAGGGAUGGAAGCUAUGA
Lasiodiplodia theobromae is the source of this 1299-nucleotide messenger RNA. Its product is annotated as Acyl- dehydrogenase protein. Gene Ontology annotation, molecular function: flavin adenine dinucleotide binding; oxidoreductase activity, acting on the CH-CH group of donors. Bases 1 to 1299 code for a protein of 432 amino acids. The transcript has 2 exons. Lineage: Eukaryota; Fungi; Ascomycota; Dothideomycetes; Botryosphaeriales; Botryosphaeriaceae. The record is from RefSeq and is a predicted model, not a curated record.